Molecule: messenger RNA, 849 nt
Organism: Penicillium odoratum
Lineage: Eukaryota; Fungi; Ascomycota; Eurotiomycetes; Eurotiales; Aspergillaceae
Exons: 4
Coding region: 1-849 (282 amino acids)
Cellular component (GO): intracellular anatomical structure
Molecular function (GO): oxidoreductase activity, acting on NAD(P)H, oxygen as acceptor
Source: RefSeq, a predicted model, not a curated record
AUGACUCCUGCUAUCUCGAUCGACCACAACUUACCCUCAGUCGUUCCAGAAUCUAACGAGACCCCAGCUGCCUUCGCCCCUACAAAUGACCUCUUCUCUCUUGCAGGUCGCACAGUCGCGAUCACCGGUGGUGGUCGUGGCCUGGGGAUGACAUUGACCACCGCUGUCCUUGAAGUCGGUGGCGACGUCGCCUGUUUGGAUCUCCUGCCCGAGCCAAGCGCUCAGGAGUGGAUUGUUGUUCAGAAGCUCGCCAAGGCAAAGGGUCUGCAGGCGACCUACAAUAAGUGCGAUAUCACUGACGAGGAAGCUACAAAGGGUCUGCUGGGGAAGAUCGCGGCUGAUGGAACGGCCCGCAACAUGCCCUUGCGCGGUCUUAUUACCUGCGCUGGAGUUCAGCAAAUGGUACCCGCCCUUGACUACCCGAUUGACGGGUACCGCAAGAUGCUCGAUGUUAACGUCCUUGGGACUUUCAUUCCUGCUAAGCACUUCUCACGAAUCUUGGUCGAGGAAAAGGCCCCUAGUAGUAUUGUGAUGAUCGCCUCGAUGUCGGGCCAGAUUGCUAACCGGGCCGCCGUCCACCAGAUGUGUCGAUCCGUAGCCCAGGAAUGGGGCCAGCACAACAUUCGUGUGAACACCUUGUCUGCCAGGUACAUUCGCACUGCCAUGACAGACGCUCUGCUGAAAGAGAAGCCCGAGGUAGAGGAAACAUGGAUGCGUGGUGCUCUUCUCGGUCGCUUGGGCGCCCCCGAGGACUUUAAGGGACCCACUAUUUAUAUGCUCACUGAUGCUAGUGCCUGGAUGACUGGUGCUGAUCUCCGCGUUGACGGUGGCCACUGCGCAUCGGCAUAG